AUGUCUCCGCCUCCGCGUCUCUUCCGCCACCAACUCCUCGUUGUACUCCUCCUCGCGCUCGUCGUCCUCCUCUUCCUCCCCUUCCUCCGAGCGAUUCACAUGGCGCCCGCGGCCGUUCCGGAGGGUGGCGUCGAGGAGGGCGGGGCGCAGGAGGCGCUGCUCGUGCUGCUGCAGCGGGUGCAGUCGGAGGCGCUGCGGGCGCUGGGGCCGCGGGACUUCGACCCCAAGCUCUACGUCGACCUGCCGCUCGCCGCCGACGCGGGCGCCGCGGCGGUCGCGCUGGCGUCGCUGCCGCGGCCGGCGCCGUCGAGGGGCGAGAUGGAGGCCUACAUCUCGCGGUACUUCGCGCCGGCCGGGUCCGACCUCGUCGCGGCCGACCCGCCGGACUUCGACCGGGAGCCGCGCGGGUUCCUGCCCAGGGUGGAGAGCGCCGAGGCGCGGGCCUGGGCGCUGGAGGUGCACGCGCUGUGGAAGGACCUGACGCGGCGGGUGGCGCCGGCCGCCGCGGCGCGCCCGGAGCGGCACACGCUGCUGCCGCUCCCCGGCAGGGCGGUCGUGCCGGGCUCCAGGUUCCGGGAGGUCUACUACUGGGAUUCCUACUGGGUCGUCAGAGGUUUACUGGUGAGCAAAAUGUAUGAGACGGCAAAGGAUAUCGCACUUAAUCUCGUAUAUCUUGUUGAGAAAUACGGUUUUGUCCUGAACGGGGCAAGAUCGUACUACACUAACCGAAGCCAGCCACCACUUUUAAGUUCCAUGAUUUUAGACAUAUACAUGGCAACUGGUGAUAUGGUUUUUGUAAAGAGGGCAUUUCCUUCCCUGCUGAAAGAGCAUAGUUUCUGGAUGUCAGGUGUUCACAAUGUGGCAAUAAUGGACAAUCAUGGACGGUUACAUAAUUUAAGUCGCUACCAGGCUAUGUGGAACAAACCUAGGCCAGAAAGUGCAACAAUUGAUGAGGAACUUGCUUCAAAGCUUACUUCUACAGCUGCUAAAGAAAAUUUCUACCACCAAGUUGCUUCUACAGCUGAAUCAGGAUGGGAUUUCAGCUCUCGAUGGAUGAGGAAUUCUUCUGACAUGACAACAUUGACAACGUCUUACAUUAUACCUGUGGACUUGAACACAUUCAUAUUGAAGAUGGAACAGGACAUAACUUUCUUUGCUAAACUCAUUGGAGAGAGCACAAUAUCAGAAAGAUUUUCGGAGGCUUCUAAAGCACGCCAUAAUGCAAUUGAAUCUGUUCUGUGGAACUCUGACAUGGAGCAAUGGCUUGACUACUGGCUUCCUAUUGAUGGAAACUGCCAGGGAGUCUACCAAUGGAAAUCUAACUCACAGAACCGCAUCAUCUUUGCUUCUAAUUUUGUACCUUUGUGGUUAAAUGCACAACAUUCAGGCUUGGAGCGACUUGUCGAUGAGGCAAAAUCAGUGAAAGUCAUGAAUAGCCUCAAGGCAUCAGGAUUGGUGCAGCCUGCAGGAAUCGCAACUUCCUUAUCAAACACAGGGCAGCAAUGGGAUUUUCCAAAUGGAUGGGCACCAUUGCAGCAUCUGAUAGUUGAGGGAUUGUUAAGGUCUGGUUCAGAAGAGGCAAGGAAAUUUGCUGAGGACAUUGCUACGAGGUGGGUGAGAACCAACUACGAUGCCUACAAGGCUACUGGCGCUAUGCAUGAGAAGUACGAUGUGGAGGCCUGUGGGAAAUCCGGAGGUGGCGGUGAAUAUAAACCACAGACUGGUUUUGGUUGGUCGAAUGGUGUGAUACUGUCAUUCUUGGAAGAAUUUGGAUGGCCUCAGGACAAGGAAAUGUGCUGCUCAUCAUGAUGACACCAUGAAUGUUAAAUCCAACUUGGUAGACGAAGGUGUUUUUGUGUGCAACUGUACAUAGACGGAUGUGCAUUACUCGCGAAGUUUAAGAGGCAUUCUGCAACUCUGCGAGCUUUUGUCUGCACGCGAUCUGCAUCAUUCAGCCCUUCGCCCCCAAUAACCCAAUUGUGUGUGUAUACUCUGUAGCUUGCCCUUUGCUGUGUCAAAAUUCGAAGCAAGAAGAAUGCUCAUGUAUCUGAUACGUUGUAUAUUUUUUGUAUCUGAAUUCUGGAGAGAAAAUUCAGUUCUGAAACAGCCAAGUAAUACAUGGUCUCAUGGUUCCUUUUGCAAAAGUGCCGUUGUC
Molecule: messenger RNA, 2155 nt
Organism: Oryza brachyantha (malo sina)
Lineage: Eukaryota; Viridiplantae; Streptophyta; Magnoliopsida; Poales; Poaceae
Product: probable trehalase
Exons: 11
Coding region: 1-1809 (602 amino acids)
Biological process (GO): trehalose catabolic process
Molecular function (GO): alpha,alpha-trehalase activity
Source: RefSeq, a predicted model, not a curated record